GGCUGAGAAAACAGAGGUACUCAGUGAAGACCUGUUGCAGAUCGAGAGACGCCUUGACACUGUGAGGUCUGUUUGCCACAUUGCACAGAAGCGGUUAAUUGCCUGUUUUCAGGGCCAGCAUGGUACAGAUCCUGAUAAAAGACAUAAGAAACUUCCUCUGACAGCUCUUGCUCAAAACAUGCAAGAAGGCUCUGUCCAGCUAAGUGAUGAAACUCUGCUGGGGAAAAUGCUAGAUACAUGUGGUGAUGCAGAGAACAAACUGGCAAUGGAGCUCUCUCAGCAUGAAGUACAGAUCGAGAAAGAAGUCUUAGACCCACUGUAUCUGCUGACAGAGACAGAGAUCCCGAACAUUCAGAAACAGAGGAAACAGCUCGCAAAGCUGGUAUUGGACUGGGAUUCUGCAAGAGGCAGGUAUAACCAAGCCCACAAGACUUCAGGAACAAAUUUUCAAGUGCAUCCUUCGAAAAUAGAAUCACUAAAGGAAGAGAUGGAUGAAGCUGGAAAUAAAGUAGAACAAUGCAAGGAUCAACUAGCAGCAGACAUGUAUAACUUUGUGUCCAAAGAAGGGGAAUAUGCCAGAUGUUUUGUUAUGUUAUUAGAAGCACAAGCAGAUUACCAUAGAAAAGCAUUAGCAGUCAUAGAAAAGGUCCUACCUGAAAUUCAAGCCCAUCAAGACAAAUGGACUGAAAAACCAGCUUUUGGAACUCCAUUAGAAGAGCAUCUGAAGCGCAGUGGUCGUGAAAUUGCAGUCCCCAUUGAAGCCUGUGUAAUGAUGCUUUUGGAAACGGGAAUGAGAGAGGAGGGCUUAUUCAGAAUUGCUGCUGGAGCCUCCAAGUUAAAAAAGCUGAAAGCUGCCUUGGACUGUUCAACUUCCCAGCUUGACGAGUUCUAUUCUGAUCCCCAUGCUGUUGCAGGUGCCUUGAAAUCCUAUCUGCGAGAGUUGCCAGAACCUUUAAUGACGUACAGUCUGUAUGAAGAAUGGACACAAGCUGCAAAUAUUCAGGACCAGGAUAAGAAGCUGCAGGAGUUAUGGAGAAUUUGUAACAGAUUACCGAAGCAUUACCAUGCGAACUUCAGGUAUUUAAUCAAAUUCUUAGCAAAGCUUGCACAGAACAGUGAUGUUAACAAAAUGACACCCAGUAACGUCGCCAUAGUCUUGGGCCCCAACUUGUUAUGGGCAAAGAAUGAAGGAUCCCUUGCUGAAAUGGCAGCAGCAACUUCAGUCCAUGUGGUAGCAGUUAUUGAGCCAAUUAUUCAGCAUGCAGACUGGUUCUUCCCUGGAGAUCAAGAUUUCAAUGUAUCUGGGGCAUUUGGCAAUUCAAAUCACUUGUCACACACUGGGAAUGAAUAUGAAUCUGGGACACUGGAACGGAAGAGGCCUGUUAGCAUGACUGUAAUGGAAGGGGAUUUAUUGAAGAAGGAAAGUACCUCAAAAUCGAAGGACAACACAUCUGCAGCUACUCCUCCACCCGUGAGGAACGGCGGGCAUGCUGGAAGCAGCACUAAUCAGCUUCCUGUCAAUCAGCCACAGAACGCGGCAGGUCCCAGUCCCCAUCUCAUGAGGAGAAGUGUCUCUGCCGCCGCUGCUCAGCCACCUUCUGUCUCUCCAAAGCCACCUGCCAGAAGCUCUUCUCCUCCUGCUCAACAUGCAAACCAAGGAGCAGCCCAGACCUCCGCUUCCCAGGUCUCUGCACCUCGGAGAUACUCCAGCAGCCUUUCCCCCAUCCAGGCUCCCAGCCACCCACCACCACAGCCCCCAACACAGGCUACUCCUCCGCUGCAGCCCAAAUCUAACAGUCAAGCAUCUCCUCCCGCUGCACCCAGCAGUGAGCACGGACCAGAGCAGCCCUGCUACACUCCUCCGCAGACUCCGACACCGCCCGAUACACCCCCUCUAGGAAAACACAAUAGCAGUUCUCCAUCAGCACAGCCACAGCCAGCUGCUCCAGAAACCUCCCAGUCUCCCUCUCUACCUCAGAGUGGUACACUGCCGAGGCCACGGCCAGUACCGAAACCCAGAAACAGACCCAGUGUCCCCCCUCCUCCUCAUCCUCCUUCUCAGCUGGCUGGAGAUGGUAUUAUUGCAAAUCCCACACAAACAGCUUCCAAAAUUGUAACAGACUCCAAUCCCAGUACCCAAGAACCACUUCAACCCCCUUCUUCAGAGCCUCUCCCGGAGACAGCGAGCAAAGAGCUGCACAACCACCUCGUGCUUGAUAUUGACAAUGAUACAGAAAGCACUGCUCUGUAG
This is a messenger RNA of Nestor notabilis (Kea), 2251 nucleotides long. It is a transcript of the gene ARHGAP17, whose product is annotated as Rho GTPase activating protein 17. The record is from RefSeq and is a predicted model, not a curated record. NCBI's taxonomy places the organism in Eukaryota, Metazoa, Chordata, Aves, Psittaciformes, Psittacidae. Gene Ontology annotation, biological process: regulation of Rac protein signal transduction; positive regulation of GTPase activity; regulation of actin cytoskeleton organization. Gene Ontology annotation, molecular function: protein binding; GTPase activator activity. Gene Ontology annotation, cellular component: cytosol; intracellular anatomical structure; cytoplasm.